AUGCCGCGUCCCUUUGGUGUGUGGGCUCCUGCGACAACCCUCGCGGAGUACCGCGCCCGUAUUCCUGGUAUGAGCAAUUUUAAGCUGCGAUGGGUAUUUGGUGCUCGGCGAGAGGUUUAUUACCACCCGGAGGCACUUGCUCACUUUAAGGACCAUCAACAAUAUAAAGACGCUGUGGAUACCGUACGUGCAAUGCGCACUUCCGACAAGUUCUUCGGUGAGGGCGUCAAGUUACCGCACCACCCCCUCAUUAAGAUGGGUGUUAUAUUGUCGAUUCAUGGUUAUUUGACGUACUGCUGCCUGCGAUAUUACUAUGGUACGCAUGUUCCGGCCAAUAAUCCAACAUGGAGAAAAAUUGUGAACAAGGAGUGGGAGGAGGCAAUUAACAACUCUCCAUGGGAUCAUAUGUCGCACGUGUGGCAAUACAGUGAUCAAUACGCGUCGUCCAUUGGCGAGGCGGCAGCCCUGGGCAGACGUAAGUUCUAUAUUCCUGCCUAG
Messenger RNA from Trypanosoma brucei brucei TREU927, 498 nucleotides. RefSeq names its product cytochrome c oxidase VII, putative. Bases 1 to 498 code for a protein of 165 amino acids. The transcript has a single exon. The record is from RefSeq and is a predicted model, not a curated record. Lineage: Eukaryota; Euglenozoa; Kinetoplastea; Trypanosomatida; Trypanosomatidae.